UAGGGUUCGCCCUGCUAUAAAAUGUGGGAUGCGAGCAUGCAGCAGUCUUCCCCCCUACUUUCAUCCCUCCCUCCCUCUCUCUCUCUCUCCCUCUCUGUCUUUUACUCUCUCCUUCCCUCUCGCUCAUAAGGAUCUCUCAGUGAGCAUGAGAAGACACAACUGAGUGGACGUUCCCACCUCCUGGACUCUGAUGACCUGCCGACGCUGCGACUGAGGAUUUCUGCACAUUUCUACAAACGCACACACAGACACGCACAGCUCUACUUAGCACCAUGACCAGGAAGGUGUUCACCAACACGAGGGAGCGCUGGCGCCAGCACAACGUCAACACCGCCUUCGCCGAGCUCCGCAAGCUCAUCCCCACCCAUCCUCCGGAGAAGAAGCUGAGCAAGAACGAGAUCCUGCGUCUGGCCAUGCGCUACAUCAACUUCCUGGUGCAGCUGCUGGAGAGCCAGAGCGGUCAGCCGGCUAGCCACUCCCCCACCGCCCUGCUCACCUUUCUCAGAGGAAACAUGGAGCGGCUGCAGUCCCCUGCACACACCUGGGCCCUGACCAGCGACACCGAAGCUCCGUCACCAGGAUCAAGCUGUGACAGUGCUGAGGCCUGGUAGAAACAGUUAUAUAUAUAUUUAAAAAAAGAAAACUCUUGAGGGGACUGCCUGACACUUUUCCUGGGUCUAAAAACUGAUCUCGUCCUUUCUCAAGACUCCUUUUUGUCUCUGCAUUUGUCACCUGUAUGUGACUCAUGUUUCAGUGCAGAAGAUGCAAUAUUGUGUGAUAUUUGUGGACUCCAAAAUGUGGCUGCCUCCUCGCUGAUCAGUGUUGAAAUAUGAUUUGCAGGUGAAAAUUAAUUUGUAUUCUGCAUGGAUGUGUAAAACCUGGAUGUACAAUAUUCCCUUCAUGUCUUCAUGUUAAUAUUCCUUGUUGCCGACCCGCCUGGAACUAAUUUAGUUUUGCAAUAAGAGGAUGUUUUGCCAAUGAGGAAAAUGGAGGGGAUUAAGGAAUUUUCUCAUUUCAAGCAAUAGAUUCAGCAAGGCAUUUGAAUAGAUAAUGGCUCAGCCAAUUCUCCAGACCGCAAUCGUCUCAAAAUAGCCAAGGGCACUUUUUUUUUUUUUUUUUUUUUUUGGGAAAUCGACAUGCUGUUUUUUUUUUUCUUGAGAAGACUAAAUCUGACCUUUGUUUUCAAUUAUCAAGGUUAAGCGACUUCUGAAGAAUCACUUCUAAGAAAGACUUCCUGUUUUUCUCACUGUUUUUAUACAACAAUGUUCAGUAUUUGUCGACUGGUGAUACUUUGGAUUGGGCUGAGGAAUUUUAGCAAAACUGACAAUCCUCUUUCAAUAAUUAUUUACGUCACCACACAUAUCUUCUCAUCCAAAUGUGUUCAUUUGAUUUUAUGUAAAAUACGCAUGUCAUAUAGCCAAAGAUUAUGAAUUGAUUGUCUACUGUGAAGAGUGUGCUACUUAUCUUCUGAUACCUCUUUUGUAAGUUAUUUUGGUUUGCUUGUGAAUAUACAGUAUGUUAUUUAUUUCAACUAUUUAUUUAAUAAAUGAUUUGUUAAUAAAA
Messenger RNA from Seriola aureovittata, 1563 nucleotides. RefSeq names its product T-cell acute lymphocytic leukemia 2 (gene tal2). The record is from RefSeq and is a predicted model, not a curated record. The coding region runs from base 273 to 611 and encodes 112 amino acids. The transcript is spliced from 2 exons. Gene Ontology annotation, biological process: regulation of transcription by RNA polymerase II. Lineage: Eukaryota; Metazoa; Chordata; Actinopteri; Carangiformes; Carangidae. Gene Ontology annotation, molecular function: protein dimerization activity; DNA-binding transcription factor activity, RNA polymerase II-specific; RNA polymerase II cis-regulatory region sequence-specific DNA binding.